This is a messenger RNA of Acanthopagrus latus (yellowfin seabream), 3743 nucleotides long. It is a transcript of the gene syt10, whose product is annotated as synaptotagmin X. The transcript is spliced from 8 exons. Bases 276 to 1892 code for a protein of 538 amino acids. Gene Ontology annotation, biological process: calcium-ion regulated exocytosis; cellular response to calcium ion; regulation of calcium ion-dependent exocytosis. Lineage: Eukaryota; Metazoa; Chordata; Actinopteri; Spariformes; Sparidae. The record is from RefSeq and is a predicted model, not a curated record. Gene Ontology annotation, cellular component: membrane. Gene Ontology annotation, molecular function: clathrin binding; phosphatidylserine binding; syntaxin binding.
UGGGAGGAAAGGCGGGGACAAACUACUCAUUACUAGAAAAAGUAAUCCCGUUACUGCCACCAACUGUCAGGACCAUCUAGCAAACUGGUGCGCACUGCUAUUGGACGUGUGGAGGGCUGGGCUCCAGCGCCCCGCCGCCCCGCCGCCUGUUAUUCCACCGCAGCGAGCGCGCACGGCCAGUCGUCCCUCGGUGCGCACUGGAUAUGGAUCAGGACGCAGCGCGCCUCCCUGCUGCUGUCUCCCGCCGCUGCGGCGCAUAGAACAGAGGUGUCCAGAUGAACCGCCGCCCUCCUGGCUCCUCCGGCGUGCAAUGGCUUAACAGGAGAGACAUGAGUGUCCGGACGGAGGACAGCAUCACCUUGUGCCAAAGGGCUCUCCAGAUCGUUACGGAACUUUGUCUCACGGGGCACGUUGACCGGGAGAAAUGCUCGGAUAUAUUCCCGCUGGAGAGCAACAUACCAGGUAAAGGACACGCAGACAUCUCUAUUAGUCUCCUUGCUGUGGUCGUGGGUUUCUGUGGCCUCGCCCUGUUGGUAGUCUCUCUCUUUGUCUUUUGGAAGCUGUGCUGGCCCAUUUGGAGGAGCAAGGCUCUGCCAACCCAUGUCGAAAAUGGCCUCCACGUGGGAUUCCCCGACAUGCCUCCGACUGCAUCGCCGCCGGUCACCGAGUGCAAAGUGGCUGAGGUGGAGAAGAAGUACCCGCUGGAGAUGAAGGUGAACGGGCGGAGCACUGUGAAGCUCCUGGAGGCGGCCAUGAAGAUCAGCCAGACGUCUCCGGACAUCCCCGCCGAGGUGCAGACCGCCCUGAGGGAGAAGCUCAGCCAGCAGGCUAAGAUCCAGAGGCAGACCACCGAGCCAACCUCCUCCUCCAGGCACAAUUCAUUCCGGCGCCACCUGCCUCGCCAGAUGAAUGUCACCAGCUUUGACUUCACCAUGGACACGGUGCCGCUGCGACAGUCGUCGACAGCGAGCAUCGGAAGGAUAAAACCCGAACUCUACAAGCAGAAAUCUGUGGACUCGGAGGACGAGGCCAAAGGGCCCGUGGAGACCUGCGGAAAGCUCAGCUUCUCGCUGCGAUACGACUACGAGGAGCAGGCGUUGGUGGUGAGAAUCCUCAAGGCCUUGGACCUGCCCGCCAAAGACUUCACGGGCACCUCCGACCCGUACGUGAAGAUCUACCUGCUGCCGGAGAGGAAGAAGAAGUUCCAGACGCGCGUCCACCGCAAGAACCUGAACCCCAUGUUUGACGAGACCUUCUGUUUCCCCGUGGUGUACGACGAGCUGUGCAACCGCAAGCUGCACUUCAGCGUCUACGACUUCGACCGCUUCACCAGCCAUGAUAUGAUUGGCGAGGUGGUGGUGGACAACCUCUUUGAACUCUCCGACCUCUCCAGAGAGGCGGUCGUGUGGAAGGACAUUCACGCGGCGACUACGGAGAGCAUCGACCUGGGAGAGAUCAUGUACUCGUUGUGCUACCUCCCCACAGCAGGGAGAAUGACCCUAACAGUCAUCAAAUGCAGAAACCUCAAAGCCAUGGACAUCACAGGCUCCUCAGACCCUUAUGUGAAGGUUUACCUGAUAUGUGAUGGACGGAGGUUAAAGAAGCGAAAAACAACCACCAAGAAAAGCACACUCAACCCGUCGUACAACGAGGCCAUCAUCUUCGACAUUCCCCCGGAGAACGUGGAACAAGUCAGUCUGUCCAUCAUGGUGAUGGAUUACGAUCGGGUCGGACACAAUGAGGUGAUCGGCGUGUGUCACACCGGGCCGGAUGCUGAGGGUCUUGGACGAGAUCACUGGAACGAAAUGUUGGCUUACCCACGGAAGCCCAUCACACACUGGCACGCUCUGGGAGAGGAAAAAACAGUGGCCGGGCAGAGCAGCAAGCUUUGAGAGUCAAGCCUCGUGUCCUUCACCCAAACCUCCACAGACACCUUGAGGCUCACAGGUAGAGUGACGACAGCACCUCUGUAAGAAACCAGACGUUUGUUAAGAGUUGCUGGGAAGGUGUGUUGAGUCUCUCGUGAGCAUGUUGUAUGAAAAUUAAAUUCAUCCCGACUCGUUUCUGUCGUGUUCACGCAGGUUUUUGUUCAAAUUGUUUUCAUUCACUCAUCUUGAACUCUGAUUUUUCAAGUGCUCUACAGAGCUGGCUAUGCACAGCACUCACUGUCACUCAAUUCAAGGGUUUGUUUUUCAUACAUCUGCUUUGAAAUUCUCAGAAAGGCUUCAUUUACACAGACCAUAUGAAUGGCAGGCCUCGCUGCAAGAAGUCCUCAGCAAUUCACUUGAAGCUGUAUCACUCUCAAUACGUUGAGCAACAUUUUUUUCUGGCCCUAAGAGCUCUUUAGUGAGUUAGCAUUUUACAUUGAAAUGGCGCAAAACUAAAGGGCUGCACUGCUCAUUGCCAUGAAAACAUUUGCUCGAUAACAACAGUCAGUAGCUGAAGAAUGCAGGUAAUUUAGCGACAACAAGGGCUGGGUGAGUCGCUCUUAAAAUACAUCAGUCGCAACUGUCAACGACGUGUAAAAAACGGCCAUUAACCAGCCAUUGUUACCUACAAGGGACGUCAAUGGGACUCUCAGAUGUAGCAGAUACAUGUAGCACGCAUAUGUACAGAGAGGUCAAAUCACAUGUGUUGGAAAUAACUUUAAAUGUGUUUCUAAACACCUGACAAACACAGCAGAUGAAAUUCAGAGCAUAAAAACAGGGCUUUGGACGCACAUGUGCCCAAAAAUCUGUGAUGUCCGACUGGGCGUUUUCAUUGGUCGCACUGGUACACCUGAUAUUUUUAUUCAAUUUUAAAUAAAACCUCUAAAAACAUUUUUUUUAACUGAAAUUUCUUGCUCUGUGUGCUGUAAUUUAAAUGUAGAAGUGAAGAAUUUUUUUUCACCUUUAUUCCUGUCAACAGGCGUCAUUUGAGAAAGAAAUGGAAUGUGAUAUUGGGCGCACGUCUAUGAAAGAGUUAGGUGCACCCCUGCAACCAGUGUAAAAAGCUAGUCGGGAGCCAGAAAUCACAAAUAGAACUUGAAGCAUACGGUAUUAAUCCCUUUAUUGCUUCUAUAACGCUGCAAAUAUCCCUCAUGAACGAUUCGAUAUUUAGGCUCCAAAUUCUAUUUUACAAAUUGGCUGUAAGAACAUAAUGAAAUUUUUAUAAAGGGAUGUCAAUAUCUUAAUUAUAUUUGAAGAAACUAUCAAAAAAUAGUUUAGCAACCAUCAGUAGGCACAACAGCAGGGCUGUCAAGCUUUGCUCUCCUCGAGGUCACGCUGCAAACGUUAGCAUUUACAGCUAACUAGCUUCGUGCCUACAGUAGCAAUCUAACCCAGGCUUACUUCCAGGGCCAGGAGCAUUUUAUAGCUUCUUAAAUGUGAAGUUACAGGUUAAAAAAAGAAAUCCCUGUUCACAACUAGCAAAUCGACUGUGAUGUGUCAUGUGCAAAUAGCUCGGAGGACAGAAAGCUUGACGGGGUUAGCAGCAGAAAACGAAAGAGGAUGGAGAUUAGCGGCUGCGCAGAUGGUACAGAGAUGAAAAUCAAAUCUCAAUUUAUCCAAACUUAUUGUAUGUUUUGUCACCACUUACAAAUUCAGGGAAUUAUAAUCAAUUAUUACAAACGUUACACAUUCACUCAAACAUUUAUAAAUGUUAUGUAUAUUUUUUUACGUUAAGCCAUAUGAAAUUAAAUUCAAUGCAUCUAAGACAGAACAUUGACUCAGCUUCUACUUACACGUGAGUAAUAAGAAAAAAAU